UUAGCACACUUAGAACUGCCGCAGGCUAGUCGAGCGUGCAAUCAACUUAUUCUCAUGCAAAUCGUAUCAAAUUGUUCUCCUCUGUGAUAGGAAGACACGUGGAACUCGCGAUCAAAUAGAAAAUACAAGACUGGAAUGAUAGAGUAGUGAUUGCCAUCGUUCUAGAUGUGUUUCCGGUAGAAAGAGGCUGUUGGGGAAGCAUUUCAAAUACUUAACUUCAGUCCAUUAGGAAAGAGUCAGCACCACUCUGUCAUAAUCCAUGAGUGCUUUGCGUUCGCAUGAUAAUUUCGGUCUUGAGGAUCAGAACAACAACACAGAACAACAUUUAGAAGCUAUACAGGUUUCGCGCUCCCUACGGACUUUGGAUUGUUUUCAUGUGCGAAUCUAAGAGCUGGAAGUCGAAAGUAAAUAUCAGCAGGGUCGUCCGGGAGAGGAUUAAAUCAGUUGGCACGCAGGAUUGAGUGAAAGGUUCAAACGCUUCAAGGUUUUUCCGUUGGCGCUUACAAGGCGAACAAUAAUAACACAACUCGCGCCAUGUUUAACUCCGUGGUUUUCUACGUUCUUUCAGGGAGAUCUUGUUGUGCCUAUAGCUGUUGCUAUCAAGAUAUCUGAGUCGUGGCGGUUACGGAUUUUUUUAGACGAACUUGACACAAGUUUGACCGAGUUUCUUAAGUGGUUUUCAGUUUUACACUGUCGUGCGCGUCUCACACGAAAGAACAAAACAACCCGAGUUCACACCAAGCUGUUAGAAUCACAGAACAAUCACCGAACAAUCACUUUACGAGAAGCGAGCGAAAUAAGUAAGGGGACUGUCUAGUAGAGUUUCAUCCAUGACGGCGGUACAAUGAGGGAUGGAUGGGCAUGCUACCUGCUUCUUCUCGGCUCUCUUUCAUCGAUUUGCUACGGUGAGUUUCCUGACGUGGCAAAGGCGGGCAAGAACAGUGUAUUCGCCAGAGUAUCCACAAUUUCCUCAGUAUUGAGUGGGGAUGUUAACAUCACAUUCUACAUACCCAAGCAACUCGUAAACUCUACAGCUCCGCGAAAACUCGUAGUACACGUUUUAAGCGAUCAAUGGAAAGAGAGACUUCGAACCUUUAAAAUACCAAUAAUUUCUACUGAACUAAAGCUACGGGUGCCGUGCGACACCUUCGAUCAUGCUGCUACAUACACCUUCAAAUAUCGUGUCUCUAACAACGGGCCGACCGGUUUAUUGAACGAAAGCAUGGCUAUAUCCUGGGGCAAUACUAGGAUCGAGGCGCCCCGGAAUCACACAACACUCACGAGAUUCGGUUCUAUUUGGAUCUACCACGACAGAGUCUGUCUACCUAGAUCACGGCAGUACCGAGAUCAGGUAAACUUGUACUUUGUUCACGACAAGAAACGCAUCUUGAUCACACAGAGGAACGUAAGGAAACUCAGGAAUGGUAAACAGAGCGGUAGUCAGAACAGAAUCCGGCUGAUGUUUAGUUGUGACCUGUUUGAUACUCAGGGCGUUUAUUACUUUGAGUACGUCUCUGGGUUCAGCAAUAAGACGCUAUCCACGAGUUCUCCGGUGAGCGUAAGAUGGAGCAAGCACGAGUUGACAACGCCGCACAAAUCUAUCCUGCCUUGCUCAGGUUCAUUCUCUAUCUCAUUCGCGGCCCCCGAGUGCCACAAAACUACAGACACUAUCAAAGUUUACGAGCAACUUUCGAGAAAAUAUAUAACUGAGCGACCCGCACUACCCGGGCAAACGGCGGUGUUUCUACCAUGUACUUUAUUCAACGAUUACAUCAAGGGAUACUGUUUUCGCUACACUACAAUAUCGAGUCUUACGGGGAAGGAAACUGUGCAGUCUUCUUUAUGCGUCUCAACCCUUGGACCAGGCAAGUCUAUCUAUGACGGGUGGAGUCAGUGGUCUUUCUGGAACCUCUGUUCAAGCUCCUGUGGCCAGGGACGAAGAUAUAGGUACAGGUUUUGCCUGAGUUUGACCGCCUCUGGAGAUCAGAAGAAAGACUGCGUUGGGAAAUCUGUCAUGUGGGAGCCCUGUGCACUCAGACCCUGCCCCGAGACUCGCAACAGAUGUGCAUGUGGCUGUCGCCUGACGGAGCAAGAGGGAAUGAUCACGUCAUCUCCUCAGCUCUUUAAAAAACCAAACCGAUCACAGUGCACAUGGGUAAUCAACAUUCAGGGCGGGAAAAAAGUCAAGCUCUGGUUUGACGCACUCAAGCUCGAUGGCGACUACAUCUUCGUUCGCGACGGAAACGACUCGAGCGCCGAUCUAUUGGCGAAGAUUAAACGAGACGACUACGACAAACCGAUCAUCUCGAGCGGUAACAGCAUGUACUUGUACUAUUACCACGUUGGGAAGUGGAUUAACGGAACCAGACGGGGAUUCACAGCGUCCUACACUGCUGAAGUAGGACCUCCCGCUGUGAGUCUGGGUACAAUCACACGCACUCUUGGAAGCGCUGAGAUCUCCUUCCUCGCCAUCUUUAUAGUCGGUGUCCUUGUCAUGGGAGGCCUGUUGUUAACCGUCUUCAUGAAACUGCGCCGCCAGCAUGUCUUUCCUCCGUCCAGCGGUAGCUCAACGACUUCGGAAUCCACCAUACGUUCCACAGGCCCCCCGUCACCCCUAGAAGACGAAGCAUCGAGCAACGAACCCCUUAAGGGUGGCGAUAGAAACGCGCGCAAAAAGCCUGCGAAAUCCAACCAAGACCGGAAGCGACGUCAUAAAGAAAGACGAACGCAGAUGAACGAAAGGCUGUGUUGCGAGAGUACUCCGUUACCGCGUUGUACGUGCGCACAGACGGAAUUAGAAUCCGGGUCGAACUCACUGAGUGACGGGUCCCCGCAAAGACGGAAUAGCGGGGUUUACAGAACGCUGGAGAGAACGGUCGAGGAGUGUGAGUGCCCGCAAUGCGUGAGACAACAGCAGGACUACUACCUCCACGAACAUUUUGGCUCGCCCGAGAAAAAAUACUACGGAGACUGGAUGCAUAAUGAGUCUUUCCAGGAACCCAUACUAGUGGAAAUGCCGAGACCUGGAAACUACAGAAGGUCGUUUCCGCAGUAUGUAUAGUUUACUCCCUGAGUAAACCUAGGCACCCUGGGUUACUGAGCCUCGGAUUCAUGCCCGAAGUGGCGCAUGGGAUUCCCUCGCACUGUGCUGAAUUCAAGGCUUGGUUUCCCAGGCUUUAAAUUUUUUUACGAGAAGUAAAUGUUGUAGAUUUUAAGAGACAGUCGCGCGAUUUUGUGAUGUUAGGUGGCAACAGGACGUAAUGCGACGACACGUGAGUUUCCAUUCGCGUGGUAUUUGUCUUAAUCCUUUCUCUCCAAAUCUGACCAGCUCCUAAAUUCAGCUUUUUUCAAGAGUCUGUAUAAUGAUCAUUCUUUGAACCAUCCAAAUCUUUAUCUGAAUUUUCAACCAAUGUUCGCAUGUUGAUGCAGUAAUGAGAGUAAUUGGGGCUGUUUUUGACUUUGGAGUGGAAAGGGUUAAGCGAUUUUGUCCCGCAGCGCGGGAUGGGAACGUUGCAGAAUCUUAUAAUGGCACCUUGCUGUUAAAUUCCCUGUCAAGCCCACCACAAUAAGCAAAUACUGUCUCUCUAAACAACACGACAAAGCCAAGUUAUCAAAAUGGGGCUAAAUUAUCGGAACUCAGUGCCCGCGUUUUUGUAAAAAAUAAUUAAAUAGGAACAAAGACAAUACGAAUAGUUUUCUCACCCGCGACUUGAUCCAUCAUGUGGCGUUAGUAAAAGAGAAAUAUAAUAAUUUAUAAGAUUUUUUAAACAGAGAUUUAAAAUUUAUAUGCAAAAUCCACACAUCACCGUAAUGUUGAAAACCGAGAAAAGGUAGUUAAUCUAGACGUAGGUACGUAUAAAGUACUUUAGUUAGAUAUGAAGAUAACAUUGUUCAAAAGAUAUGACGGGCCCUGCUCUGUGAAACGAACUUUUCGCAUCACGUCUUUUUAAACUUGAUUGUAAAGCUCGCUUCUGGCUCAGCCUCCCGCCAUAUUUUUUGGAUCGAUUCUUUUCGGUGCUCGUAUUAUGGCUUGCCAUCGUUAAAUCACGGACACGUAAACACAUAACGGGCACGACACACAACGCAUCACACCAACACAACCGGCAAGUCCGGGUGAGGCUCCGAAUGGAGGUAAUUUAAAGGCGGGUUAUUCCGUAGUAUUCAACGUGUUUGUCGCGACAAAUAGCUUUAUUUAUUGAAAUCAAUUAAACCUGGCGCCAUUCCGGCCAGAUGGAAUUUCUUUAAUAUAAGAUUUAGAACUGUACAUAGAACGGAUAUAAAUUUUUUAGAAUGAAA
Molecule: messenger RNA, 4296 nt
Organism: Nematostella vectensis (starlet sea anemone)
Lineage: Eukaryota; Metazoa; Cnidaria; Anthozoa; Actiniaria; Edwardsiidae
Exons: 6
Coding region: 845-3061 (738 amino acids)
Cellular component (GO): cell periphery
Source: RefSeq, a predicted model, not a curated record